Molecule: messenger RNA, 5040 nt
Organism: Apis cerana (Asiatic honeybee)
Lineage: Eukaryota; Metazoa; Arthropoda; Insecta; Hymenoptera; Apidae
Gene: wnd
Product: Mitogen-activated protein kinase kinase kinase 13 wallenda
Biological process (GO): protein phosphorylation
Cellular component (GO): cytoplasm
Molecular function (GO): ATP binding; protein serine/threonine kinase activity
Source: RefSeq, a predicted model, not a curated record
GCGCCAUUUUGUUUAGUGUCCGCUGGACGCGUCGUGCGUCAGGGUGUUGUGGGGUUGUUUUCAUGACCGUCAACGGGAAUAAAUUCGCGGCUCUCUGAGCUCGCUUAUACUUUAAAACGUAUAUAAUAGUGAUACUAUUUAAACAGUGAAAUACAUAUAUGUAUAUUUUUGCAUGAUUAUUGUGACAUACAAUACAAAGAUACAUUUCUUGAGAGAGUUGAAAACUCUCAUGCUUAUAGUGUUAGAUUCAGAUUUGCAAAAACUCUGCAAAUGCAUGGCGCCAGAUACAAGUUUAUGGAUACUUCGUAAGAAAUUGCGACUGUCGCCGUCACCGUCGACAGAUAUUUUUUAUAAAGAAUUGAAAUAGAAAAAAAUAAGAAAUCAUGCGCACUCCCGCUGAAACAGAAACACUGUCUCAACCUGAGAUGUACAAAUUUGAACCUCAGGAGACAGAAGCAUCAUCGGGAGUUAAUCAAGUUGUUUUGUCACCUUCUCAUCCAGAAGCACACAUAUUUACUAAUAGCAUGUUAUGUAUCCAAGAAGAAUUAGGUCAGUUGAGUGGAAUUGCAGGAGGUCCUAUUAUUCCUGAUUCACGUGAUGCUCAAUUACCUAUUAACAAUCAUAGCAAUUCGGAAAGCAAUAGUAAUUCUAGUGAAACAGCAACAAAAUGCACUCCAGUUUCUGGAACUUUAGAUGCACAAAGAUCGAGUUGGGUGGAAGGUAUAUUAGGAUGUAUGCGUCCAGUUUGGACUAUGCUUUCAAAGGCAGCGGUAAAUGAAAAAAUUAAAGGACAUCAAAAUGAUUGGGAAAUACCAUUUGAAUCAAUUAGUGAACUUCAGUGGCUUGGAUCUGGAGCUCAAGGGGCAGUAUUUAGUGGAAAAUUAAAUAAAGAAGUUGUAGCUGUAAAAAAAGUACGGGAACCACGUGAAACUGAUAUACGGCAUUUGCGAAAGUUAAACCAUCCAAAUAUUGUUCAAUUUAAAGGUGUUUGUACACAAGCACCAUGUUAUUGUAUAAUAAUGGAAUUUUGUCCAUAUGGACCACUGUAUGAUCUUCUUAGAGCUGGUGAACCAGUUCCACCCCCUAGAUUAGUGUCCUGGUCAAAACAAAUUGCUGCUGGAAUGGCCUAUCUUCAUGCACAUAAAAUUAUACAUAGAGAUCUUAAAAGUCCAAAUGUAUUAAUAGGACAAGGAGAGGUUGUAAAAAUUAGCGAUUUUGGAACUAGUAGAGAAUGGAAUGAAAUUAGUACAAGAAUGAGUUUUGCUGGUACAGUUGCUUGGAUGGCUCCAGAAAUUAUUCGAAAUGAACCUUGUUCUGAAAAAGUAGAUAUAUGGUCAUAUGGUGUAGUAUUAUGGGAACUUUUAAGUGGAGAAAUACCUUAUAAAGAUGUGGAUUCUUCUGCAAUCAUUUGGGGUGUAGGCAAUAAUUCUCUUCAUUUACCAAUUCCUGCAAGUUGUCCAGAAGGAUAUAGGUUACUUGUAAAACAAUGUUGGGCUGCAAAACCACGUAAUAGGCCUUCCUUUAAACAUAUUGAAAUUCAUCUCGGUAUUGCAGCGGUUGAAGUACUAUGUACUAAACCUGAUGAUUAUUUUAAGACACAGCAAUCUUGGAAAAAAGAAAUUAGAGAUCAUAUGAAACAAAUGCAGACAAAUAGUUGUAGCAGUCCAAGAUUUGAAGCUGAUCUAAUUCGACGACGUGAGGAUGAAUUAAGACAUGCUCAAGAUAUUCGAGAACAUUAUGAACGGAAACUUGAACGCACUAACAAUUUAUACUUAGAAUUAAGUGCUGUUUUAUUGCAAUUAGAACAACGUGAACGAGAUGUAAUUAAACGAGAACAACAAAAUGGAUAUAAGCAAUGUAAGAAACGACUUGUACAUCCUCUUUUAAAGGCUCAAGAAAGACUUCAUCGUAGACGUAAUCCUCAAUUUUCGACGUCAUCUACUCCAACAACUCCACCAUCUCCAACAGAUUGUCCACAAAGUCCUAUAAAAGCAACUAUGUAUACACAAUUAAAUGAAUCUAAUCAACCAGAAACAAUUUUAGCCCCUAAUAAUAGUUUUAAACAACGCAAAUAUAGGCAUCGCAGGGUAGGAUCUGGUUGUGGUGUAAACUCUAGUCCACGAUCAAGUCCUCAUCGUGAAAGAAAAAGCACAGAAGUAUGUGCACGUUUUGUUGACAAUCAAACACAAACAGAUAUAAUGGAUAUUAAUGAAACAGAUUUUAAUCCUGUUGAACGUACAACAAUUCCAUCAAUAGAAAAGCUUUCUGUAAAUAGUCUUAAUAAACAAGCAUCAUUAAAUAAACAAGCAGCAGAGUGUUUAAAUGGAAAUUCAGUUUUAUCCGAAGCUCAUUAUAGAAUAGAAUCUAGUCCAUGUUCCAGUCCUGAACCUUCAAACGAGAAUCGUACAAAUGGAAAUGAACGUUUAAAGGACUGUAGCGAUGAUGAUAAUCUAGAAACGCUUGGCCGAAAAGUUAGUGAAAUUAUUAAUGCUAAUCGUCUUAUUUCUUCUAUAGAUAAUGGAAAUUGUGAUGAUAUAAUACAACACAGAAGUAAAGAAGAAUCUAUAAAGUUACCUGGACAUUUUUGUGGAAUAAUUAUUAACAAUACACCACAAGAACAAUCAGAAAAUAAAACUCGACCUUGUUCCGAAAGUAUGGAUACUUUGUGUGAUCGUGAAGAUGAUGCAUGUGAAGAAAGUUGGUCAGAUGAAGAGGGUGAAGAUCCAAGUUAUACAUAUAAUUAUUCUCUUAGACGAAGAAGCAUUGCAAGAAGACCAAUUGGUCCUGGAUGUAGAUUAAGAAGAUUUAAACAUGCAACGGUACGAAUAGAAGGAGUAUUAGCUUCUGAUGAGGAAAAUACUUCUGAAUAUUCACAUCCUCCGUCCAGUCAAUCCUCUACGUUAGAAAGUAAUCCCGAUAUGCAAAGAGUAUUUCGUAAUAUUCACUAUUCUCAUAAGAGAAAAGAAAUAGAUGAUGUUUCUGAUACAUCAAGUCAAUCAGAAACAGAUGAAGUCAGUGAGAUUACAAUUGCAUCUCAACCAGUAGAUGCAAAUUUAAAAAUAGAAAGUAGUGUAUAAAUUAACAAAUUUUUUAUAUUUCAUUUUCGAGUGAUAUAUUACAGUACCUAAUAGCCAGUGCAUUUUUGUAAUGUAUGUUUUCAUCCUGUGUUAAAUAUUGUAGAUAUUUAUCGAUUUAAGAUAUGUUAGAUAUAUAUGUACAUUAAUUUUGCAUUAUACAUUAUUAUUAAUGAAAUAUUAGAUGCAAUGCAUUAUUUAUCAAUGAAAUAUUAGAUUAAUAUUAACGAAAUAUUGAAUAGUUACUGAAAAAAGUUUGAAAUCACAUUCUAAAAUAAAAUUAGAGUUAAAUUUUUUUUUUUUUUGAAGUUUAUUAUUCAAAUUCAAUAAUUGAAUUAAUUUAAUGAAAAUAUAUUUUCUAUCAUUAUUUAUGAUAUAAAUUAUUCUACAGAAAAUGGACAUUUAAAUCAAUAACUAUUUUUUCUAGGAAAAAUAUUAAGAUAUAGAUUUAUAAUAUUUUCGGAAAUUAAAAUUUAUAAAAACAUGUUAUUAUAUAGCAUUAUUUAAUGACAUGUUAUUAUAUAGUAUUAUUUGUAAAUAUAUGCACCUCAUGCUUUCAUACGAAAAAAGAAAAAAUUAAUACUUAAAAUAUUCAUUCCAUUAUGUUUUACUUUAUUUUAUAGUUCCUUUUAGUAAAUUUAGAAUUUUCAGCUAAAUAUGAGUUUAUUAUCAAUAGUAGCAUUUAUUUCAUAUAUUAAUAAAAAUUAAUCAAUUAAUGAAUCAAUCAUUCCACAAUGAAUGCAAUAAUUGUAUUCAUUUGUACUUAUAAAGAAACUCUACAGUAGUGUAGGACCAAUUAAAAAAAAUAAUAAACUCAUAUAUUAUAAGAUAGUUUGAAGAGAAGUUUUAUAUAGAAAUACAAUAAAGUCAUAAAAUAAUAAAUGUUGUAUUAGAAAAACAAUUUCAAAAAUGAUUUAAAAAAUAUGUAAUGGAAUGACAAUUAUUAAAUAAAUGUUACAACAUAAGUGCCUAUGGCAAUUUUCAUAAAAUAUACCAAAUAAUGACUAUUAAAAUAAAAUAACAAAAUUUAAUUAUUAUGUGCAAUAUGAAAUAAUUAAGCUUGUAUUAAUUGGAAAUCACAUCAGUACAAUAAUUUUUCAACUCAACAAAUAUUCCAAUAGAAUUAAAUUAUAAAUAACAUGAGGUAUUGCAUUAAAAUUUUAUUGCAAUAAAGUCAUUAAAUAUUUUUGAUGCACUAAAACUUUUACCAAUAAUCUUAUUAUAAAAUAUAUUAAUGUACUACAUGUCACAAAUUUUAUUGUUUCAUUUCUUAAUUAAUAAAUGGAAACAAUCUAAUUUAAUGACUAUGUUUAAAAAAAUUAAUAUAAGUAAUAUUAUAAUGUAGUCAAACAAACAAUGCAGGUUGUCUGAGUUUCAAACUGAAACUCUUAAUAGUAUUGGACUGUAUGUAAAAGUCAUACUCAUUCUUUUAAAUCAAUAACAAUAAGUAUAUAGUAUUUACAUGCAAAACUAAAAUAUGUUAACUCAAUUGUCCAAAGUACUGUUCUGCAUCCAUCUAUUGUACCUGCUUUGAAACUCAAAUUGCCUUAAUGACAAUUAUACAUUGUAUAUAUAGACAAUACAAUAUAUGAACUUAAGAAAAUAGCAGCUAAGAUAUAACAUUAUAUAUCUAACACGUGCUCAUUGGACGAAAUAAUUAAUAAGAUAUACAAAGAUGUACUUUAUAAUAAUCAUAUAUAUCUAUUAUAUUUAUGCGCGUAGUUGCAUAAAUUGUUCCUUCUUGUGCAGUGGCAGCUAAACUGAUUAGUUCUAUUAUUCCUUAAUAAUAAAUGCGAUACACAAAAUUUGUGUUAUAAACAAAUAAAGUUGAUUUACAAUAAUUGAUUUACAUAAUUAAAUGUUUAAUUAAUAAAAUAAUAAUAAAAAUCUUAAGAGCAUGAUAUAAGUUAUUCGAUAAUUCGAUUUUGUUAAAAUAAAAUAAAAGUUCUUUUAUAUAAGAUAGAAA